Messenger RNA from Capra hircus (goat), 2991 nucleotides. It is a transcript of the gene RRP15, whose product is annotated as ribosomal RNA processing 15 homolog. The transcript is spliced from 5 exons. Gene Ontology annotation, cellular component: preribosome, large subunit precursor. NCBI's taxonomy places the organism in Eukaryota, Metazoa, Chordata, Mammalia, Artiodactyla, Bovidae. Gene Ontology annotation, biological process: maturation of LSU-rRNA; maturation of 5.8S rRNA. The record is from RefSeq and is a predicted model, not a curated record. Bases 43 to 906 code for a protein of 287 amino acids.
CUGACGGACGCAAGUGUAACGGGACGCUUCCGGUUAGGAAUAAUGGCCGCGGCCGUUGGCGACUCACGUGUGAGUGCGGGGAAAAAGCUGAAAAAUUCACUAAGGAAGAAGAAGAGGAUGAAAAUGGUAGUCCCGUCUGUAGCAUCGGAGCUGGAAGAUAAGGACAAAGACGCUUCCGAUAAUGAAGGUUCUCUAGGAAGCUGUGCAUUGGAAAAAGAUCACUUUUCCUCUGGCGAUGAAGCAGGAGAAGCUGACAGCGAAGGUGACGCUGAACCCCGCGAGGAUGACAAUGCCAGUGCUGCAGAGGCCAGUGUGGGGACUAAUGCGGGCUGGGCAGAUGCCAUGGCCAGAGUCCUGAACAAGAAGAUUCCUGAAAGCAAGCCCACCAUCCUGGUCAGAAACAAAGAGCUGGAAAAGGAAAAGGAGAAGUUAAAACAAGAGAGACUAGAGAAAAGAAAACAGCUUGAUAAGAAGCGGGAAUGGGAAAUGAUGUGCAGAGUAAAGCCAGAUGUUGUCAAAGACAAAGAAACGGAGAGAAAUCUUCAGAGAAUUGCUACGAGGGGUGUGGUGCAGUUAUUUAAUGCCGUUCAAAAGCAUCAAAAGAAUGUAGAUGAAAAGGUUAAAGAAGCUGGAGGCUCUAUUAGAAAACGAGCUAAGUUGAUAUCCUCGGUUUCCAAGAAGGACUUCAUCAGUGUUCUGAGAGGGAUGGACGGAAGUGCAAGUGAGAAGAAUUCUGCUGGGAAGAACUUGAAAGCCAAACAGACGGAAGCGAAAUCAGAAGAGGGCCCAGGAUGGACAAUCUUGCGUGAUGAUUUCAUGAUGGGAGCAUCCAUGAAAGACUGGGACAAAGAAAGUGACGGACCAGAUGCCAGAGGACCAGGGUCUGGAAGUGACUCUGACACAUAACGCUGUAUAAGAAACACAGUUUACGUUUUAGUUUUCUUGGAAAAAUAGUUCAUACUCUGAAGGUUGGGAAACUAUAGAGAUUGCAUUUGUAAGAAAGCCAAAAGACUUUCAUUAUUACCAACUUUGGUGUUCCUUUUUUUAUGUAAACUUUGUUAAAAUUAUAUUUCAAACCUUAUAUGAUUUUAAGCAUUGUUCCUUAGAACAUUUGUAAAAAGAAAUAUUUCUACUUGAGAGGUGCAUUUUGCUAGGUUCACUAUAGGUUUACAUACUGCUCUUGGAUAUUGGUAUUUCAUUCAGCUAUCACCAGUGUUUGUGGAAAUGCAACAUCAAUUCAUAAUUAAAAUGAACUCCUUGAUGUUAGUGUUUUUCAGCCUCUAACUUACAGACCUGAAUAUGUAUAUUUUUUUGUGGGAAAGGGUUGGUGGUGAUUUUGGUGAGGUAUUGAGAAAACCUAUGUAUUAAUAACAAAAUUUUUAAAUCUUAGCAUUUCUGAUUUGGGGUAAUGAUUUUCUUUACAGAUACUCUGGCAAAUAAUGAUUUAAGAAGUAUCAAAUUUCUACUUCUGUAUUGCCUUUUAUAUGCUAAGUAAUAUAUAUAAAUAAUGACUUAGAUUUAUUUUAAAUGUUUAUUUUUGUAUGAGAGAUUUACUGAGGUGGAAAUUCUCGUAUUUAACUUAAACAGUGAAACAAUUUCUUAGGAAGCAUAUUUGACAUGUUCUAUUGAUCUUAUUUCCCUAUUUUUGAGUUUUUUCCCCCUAUAUUUGAGUUAGCUUAAAUUUUCUGUUAUGGACAGACUGACCAGUGAAAUGGUAGACAAUAGAUGCAUAUGUGUGUGCUUACUCACUUCAGUCGUUAUCUGACUCUUUGCGACCCUGUGGACUGUAGCCCACCAUGUUCCUCUGUCCAUGGGAUUCUCCAGGCAAGAAUACUGGAGUGGAUUGCCAGGCCCUCCUCCAGGGAUCGAACCAGCAUCCUCUGCGGCUCCUGACUUACAGGCAGGUUCUUUACCACUGAGCUAGCAGGGAAGCUCAGACAACAGAUAGUCUGCAUCAGAAAGCUGCAUCUGAGUUGAGGCUUGAUUCCUUAUAGUUGCCUUAAAGAUUACUAAGUUGGGUGGCUUUUAAAGUCUAGAUAUUAAACAGAAAGAGAUGAGAAAGCAGGACUAUUUAAAUACCAUUCCAAAAUUUCUGUGACACGGGGCCUAAGCUGCAAAGUUUGUAGGGGAAUUAUUUAAUAAAAGUGAUCUGUUCAUUUUAUAAAAGGAUUCAUUUCUUUCACCAUCUUUCCAUAAUAAAAAUAGUUGCCUCCUACUACCCAGUUGCACUUGUCUGUGUGUGUUAUAUAUAUGGAAGGGUAAUCCUCCCCUCAGAACUAUGCUAGAGCAGAGUUGUUUAUAUUUGCAAACCCAUUUGAGUAUUACAAGUAUUAUGUAACCAGAGUCAAAUUAGUCCAUGGCCUGGUAUUUGUUAUCCUAAAAGGAAGGUAUACAUCUAAGAUAUCAAAUGCUUAAACCAGCAGAGCUCAAAAUGCAUUUUUAUAUUUAUCCAAACUUUUGAAAUUUAGUGUCUUCUUGAAUUAUAGGACUGCUGUUUUGUCAAUGUAAUAUAAAUAAAUGUGAACAGUUAUUCCUCGGUAGUAACAUGAACACGUAAAUAUCUCAAUAUAACUUAACACACGUAAGUAUUUCAGUGCAGCCUAAUAUGUAGAUCAUUUUGAGAAAUUUGCAGCACCUAAAAACUUACCUUCUCAGAAUCAAAGAUUUUAAUUUUUUUUUUUUUUGCUAUUAAUCUGUUUCUGAAUCAUAUUAAAGCUUUGCAAAAAUUCUGCUGUGCUAACAUCAGGUGAUAGAAAUGGGUAAAUAACUUCUCAUUUAGUUAAAAAAAAAUAGUUGUUUUUGUAUAGUCCUUGGUUUAACUUCAAACUGAUAGUAAGAGAAUAUUUGUAGAUUUUCUUCUCUCAGAAGUUAUUUUAUUCCAAAAUAAAAUUGAAGUGCUGUUGUAAGGAAAAAAAUGUAUCACUUAUGCUAAAAGGCUGUAAAGCAUAUUUAAAUUAUAUGAAAUAAUUUUUAUCAUAAAGAUGGAAUGUU